AUGGGUUACGUUAUCAGUUCUUCUGUUGGAUACAUAUCAGGGGGAUGGGCAAAAUGGCUGACGGUGAGCACAAUCAUAAUCGGCAGCAUCUCGUAUAUGGGAUAUUUGGUGACACCAGAUUGGCGUGAGAUUGUCGACAGCAAACAUUAUUACUCGAAUUGGAAGAAUACCAAUAACAACCAGUAUUCUGUUAACGACUUUCUCGAUAGUAGGUAG
This is a messenger RNA of Cooperia oncophora, 216 nucleotides long. The record is from the annotation of a GenBank genome assembly. Lineage: Eukaryota; Metazoa; Nematoda; Chromadorea; Rhabditida; Trichostrongylidae.